This is a messenger RNA of Lathyrus sativus (Indian pea), 3477 nucleotides long. Lineage: Eukaryota; Viridiplantae; Streptophyta; Magnoliopsida; Fabales; Fabaceae. The record is from the annotation of a GenBank genome assembly.
AUGAUGGAAACUGAAAACGCAUCUGGGAAUUCCUUCAUGCAGAACUCAUCAUCACGUACAUCUUUUGGUCACUCAGGGUCCAAACCUGCGAGGCAUGGUUCAAACUCAAAGGCUGAUUCUGAAGCUUUCAGUAUGUCUCAGAAAGAAAUCAGUGAUGAAGAUGCUAGGUUGAUUUAUGUGGAUGAUCCUGAUAAGACAAAUGAGAGAUUUGAAUUUUCUGGGAAUUCAAUUCGUACGGGAAAGUAUUCUUUUCUCACUUUUCUUCCUAGGAAUUUGUUUGAACAGUUUCAUAGAGUUGCUUAUGUUUAUUUCCUUAUCAUUGCUAUUCUUAAUCAGUUACCUCAACUAGCUGUUUUUGGGAGAGGUGCUUCACUUUUACCAUUAACUAUUGUUCUUCUUGUUACUGCUGUUAAGGAUGCUUAUGAGGAUUGGAGGAGACAUAGGUCAGAUAAAGUUGAGAACAAUAGGUUAGGAUUGGUUUUGGUGAAUGGUUGUUUCGUUGAGAAGAAAUGGAAAGAUAUUAGAGUUGGUGAGAUUAUUAAAAUCAAUGCUAAUCAACCAAUUCCUUGUGAUUUUGUUUUGUUGUCCACUAGUGAUCCUACCGGUGUUGCUUAUGUUCAGACUCUUAAUCUAGAUGGUGAGUCGAAUUUGAAAACUAGGUAUGCGAAACAAGAGACUCAAUUUAAGUUUCGUGAUAAGGAGAGGUUUAGUGGUUUGAUUAAGUGUGAGAAACCGAAUAGGAACAUAUAUGGAUUUCAAGCUACAAUGGAGGUUGAUGGGAAGAGAUUGUCUCUUGGUUCUUCCAAUAUUGUACUCAGAGGAUGUGAACUUAAGAAUACUAAUUGUGUUGUUGGUGUUGCUGUGUAUUGUGGCCGUGAGACCAAAGCUAUGCUCAACAAUUCUGGAGCUCCGUCUAAGAGGAGCCGGCUCGAGAGUCAGAUGAACUCUGAGAUCAUCAUGCUUUCUUUCUUUCUUGUAACUUUGUGUACGGUCACUUCAGUUUGUGCCGGUGUUUGGUUAAAGCAAAACAAAAGUAAAUUAAACCUAUUGCCUUAUUAUAGGAAAUUGGAUGUUUCCAAGGGAAAAGAGGCAAAUUAUCAAUACUAUGGAUGGGGAGUGGAAAUCAUUUUCACGUUCCUCAUGUCAGUUAUAGUUUUCCAGAUUAUGAUCCCUAUAUCCUUGUACAUUUCUAUGGAGCUUGUCCGUGUUGGUCAGGCCUAUUUCAUGAUCAAAGAUUCCAGAUUGUAUGACGAGGCAACAAAUUCAAAGUUUCAGUGCAGGGCCUUGAAUAUCAAUGAAGAUUUAGGGCAAAUUAAAUAUGUUUUUUCGGACAAAACCGGUACUCUCACCGAGAACAAGAUGGAGUUUCAAUGCGCCAGCAUCUGGGGUGUUGAUUACAGUUCUGCUAAAGUCAGUCUUGAGAAUGAGCAAGUUGAAUACUCUCUUCAAGUGGAUGGAAAGGUCUUGAAGCCAAAGAUGAAGGUGAAAGUUAAUGAAGAGCUUUUGCAAUUAUCAAAAAGUGGAUUUGCAAACCGAGAUGGAAACCGGAUUUACGAUUUCUUUCUUGCACUCGCAGCAUGCAAUACUAUUGUGCCUCUUGUUAUUGACACAUCUGACCCUAAAGUUAAGCUGGUAGAUUAUCAAGGGGAAUCACCAGAUGAACAAGCUUUGACUUAUGCUGCUGCUGCCUACGGCUUUAUGCUUAUUGAACGAACCUCAGGUUACAUAGUCAUUGAUAUUCAUGGAGAAAGACAAAGGUUCAAUGUCUUGGGUUUGCAUGAAUUUGAUAGUGAUCGGAAAAGGAUGUCGGUUAUAUUAGGAUACAAUGACAAUUCAGUGAAACUUUUCGUCAAAGGGGCGGAUACAUCAAUGUUUAGUGUAAUCAAUAAAUCAUUGAACACAGACAUAAUACAAGCAACAGAAACCCAUCUGCAGGCGUAUUCUUCCAUCGGUUUGAGGACGCUUGUUAUUGGGAUGCGUGACUUGAAUCCUUCAGAAUUUGAUCAAUGGCACUUUGCUUUUGAGGCAGCAAGUACUUCUUUGAUUGGUAGGGCUGCUUUGCUUCGUAAGAUUGCAACCAAUGUAGAGAAUAACCUAUGCAUAUUAGGCGCUACCGCUAUCGAAGAUAAACUGCAACAAGGUGUGCCAGAAUCUAUUGAGUCUCUAAGGCAAGCUGGUAUUAAAAUAUGGGUAUUGACGGGUGACAAGCAGGAAACCGCAAUUUCUAUUGGCUACUCCUCAAGGCUGCUAACAAACGGCAUGACUCAAUUUAGAAUUAAGAGCCAUAAUCGAGAGUCGUGUAGAAGACAUCUACAAGAUGCACUUCUCAUGUCUAGAAAAAAUGAGGUUGGCAAUUAUUUUGACGGAAGUUCCAUUGAUGUUGUUUCAACUCCGAUGGCCUUGAUUAUUGAUGGUACAAGCCUUGUAUAUAUUCUUGACAAUGAACUUGAAGAAGAGCUCUUUGAACUUUCACAAAGAUGCUCUGUUGUUCUAUGUUGUCGAGUGGCUCCCUUACAAAAGGCUGGAAUUGUGUCGCUCGUGAAGAAAAGGACAUCUGACAUGACUCUAGCUAUUGGAGAUGGUGCUAAUGAUGUAUCAAUGAUCCAAAUGGCUGAUGUUGGGGUUGGCAUCAGUGGACAGGAGGGUAGGCAAGCUGUAAUGGCUUCAGAUUUUGCAAUGGGGCAGUUUAGGUUUUUAGUUCCUCUCUUAUUCAUACACGGACAUUGGAAUUACCAACGACUAGGCUACAUGGUGCUAUACAAUUUUUACAGAAAUGCUGUCUUUGUUCUAAUUCUAUUUUGGUAUGUGCUCUUCACUGCCUUCACUGUGACAACUGCUAUAAACGAAUGGAGCAGUGUGUUGUAUUCAAUAGUCUACACUGCAGUGCCAACUAUUGUUGUUGGUAUUCUUGACAAGGAUCUUAGUAAAAGGACUCUCCUCCAUAAUCCUCAGCUUUAUGGGGCUGGACAAAGACAAGAGGCCUACAACAAAAAAUUGUUUUGGUUGAUGAUAGCCGAUACUUUAUGGCAAAGCAUUGUUGUCUUCUUUGCUCCUCUCUUUGCAUAUUGGGGAAGCACCAUAGAUAUAGCAAGCAUAGGGGAUCUUUGGACUCUUUCGGUAGUUAUUUUGGUCAAUUUGCACUUGGCUAUGGAUGUAAUCAGGUGGAGUUGGAUUUCUCACGCAUCCAUUUGGGGGUCUAUCAUUGCAACUUUCAUAUGUGUCAUGAUUAUUGAUGCUAUACCGUCACUUCAUGGUUACUGGGCCAUCUUUGAUGUUGGAGGCACUGCAUUGUUCUGGUUAUGUUUAAUUGGAAUACAAAUAGCAGCAUUGCUUCCCCGUUUUGUCGUAAAAUUCAUUCAUCAAUAUUAUUGUCCCAAUGAUAUUCAGAUUUCAAGAGAGGUAGAGAAGUUUAAGAAUCCAAGGAUCAAUAGAAAUGCAGAGAUAGAAAUGUUUCACAUCUCAAAUCCACAAAGAUAA